UUACUUUUAUCUCUAAAUUAAAAAAUUGUUUUACGCUUCUCACAGUUUCCGUCAUGCUGGAUGCCUAUGGUAAUCCCAUAAUGUUCCUGAGGGACAAAAGGACAGCCGCUCAUCCUUAUCCGCACAGGGCGAUGAUGUUCACCGGAUAUUACAGGCCGAUACGUCGUUCGAGUAACGGCGACCAGGCAACGGGCGUUUUCGCGCAAGGAAAUGCCGUAAGCGGCGAGGCUUUCUUCGGCGGUGUGCAUACGCCGCAUCUUAAAGGUGGUCCGGAACCGAUCGAGGAAUCAGAAGUAUCCAGUGCUGAAGCGCAAGCAGCGCCGGCAUCCGAAGAGGAGCAGGACCACGAGCAGUUACCACAAGGACAUCAUCAGAACGAAGUACACCAUCAUGAUCACGAGCAUCGACAUUACGAUGAUGAGGUACAACACGAUCAUCAUCAUUCAGAUUCCUUAAUAAGCUUAUCUCUUACUGAGCAUCACGAACCUGAACAGAUUCCACUAACCACGGAGGUUACGCAAUCGGCUGAAGAACCGGUUGUUACUAGUACGGAAAUAUCCGUAGCUCGACCAAAAGUGCAUCAUACGAAGAAGACGCAUAAAACGCCCGUGAUUGUCGACACCGACAACGAUGACGAUGAAGAGGAAGUGGACGAUGAAGAGGACGAACCGAUCGUACCAUUUGUGCCUUUCAAAGGCAACAAGCGUCGCCAGGGAUAUCCUAACUUGAACAAUUUCUUUCCCAUGGUCUUCAGCUUUCCGAGAGUGGCCUCUCGCGCUGGAUCCUCCGGUUCUCCUCCCGGAACUAUUACAGCCAUCGCAAAUAGUUAUUCUACGGGAAAAGGUGGAGUCGCCAGCUCGGUGGCUACGGCUUAUGGCGGGUCUCCUACUGGAAAGAAACGACGUCCGCAUCACAGUGUGAUCAGCAUCGGCAGAAUGUCAAGGAUCGCGAGUUAUUUGUUCGUCGCGCUACUCAUCGCGGUUGCAGUUGCCUUCCCGACGAACGAUCUUCAGCCACAGCCACCUCAAGGUUUGCAAGGAAUAAUAAUAAGAGCAGCCUUACCGGAAGUCGUCCGUGUUAAGCGUUACGGAUACAGAGGAUACGGUGGAUACGGUGGAUACGGUGGCUAUCAUGGUCAUCACGGUUUUGGAGGACAUAGAGGAUUUGGAGGACAUGGAGGACAUGGAUGUUUUGGAGGAUGCGGCGGAUUAGGAGGACACCGCGGAUACGGUGGUGGCAACUCUUUUGCCAAUAGUGGAGCUCAUGCCGGUUCUAUAAGCACACCAUUUGGAAGCGCUUCCUUCGCAAGUUCCUUUGCCAAUUCUGGCUUUGAUUGCUCAAUCCUCCACGCUGAUACUCAACUCCUAAAGAUAAAAACCAUCGAAGAGAAUCAAAUGGCAAAGGUGUUGUUAAUAUCAGAAACAGUGGUCCAUAAUAAAAAUGUGAACAUUAUCAUGAAUGUGAACGCGAGAGAUGUUGCUAAGGAAUUAUGGAAACUAAUGAAGACUCGCUUAAACAAUGGCACCAGCAAUUUUAUCAGCGAAGAGAACAUUAUCGAAGAUCUGGAAAAUGCUGUGAAACCCUUUGUAUCACCUACUAGAAGAGGCAUGUCCCAGUUGCACGCUUACCAAGUGGCCACUGAUCUCGAUCAGAUUAUUCGGACAGCAUAUAUUAGAAAUUUUCCAAAUAUGAACAUGUUGGAUAUAGAGAUCGCGACAAGAAAUAUUGCCGCGAAUAUGAUGGCCAUGUUAAAAGUACUUCUCUCGAAAAACUUAGUUCGAUCGCAAAGUGACGAGAUGGGCUUAUCCGGCAGAAGAAUGAUUUACGCUUCACCAAACGACGACAAGCAAAAUGAUUAUGUGGAUAUUAAAAUCAAGAUACGCAGAGAAGACAUUCUUAAUGCUGUUCAAAGCAGGAUGUCGGAACGACGAAGUACUACGCCAACUGGGAGGGAUCAGCCAAGCGUCGGCGUCGGCGCCGAGCGAUCAACUAGUAUAAGCAUUCGUGCUGGCGCGACGCUCAUGAAAAGCGUUUCCAUAUUCCUGACAAGCGGUCGUAAAGCGUCCGGGAAUUCGAAGCGGCAGAUAUCUGCUGGCAAGAACGAGCCAUCGAGAAGAAGACAUCGUAGAAAAAUGCCGGAUGGCGGAAGUGGUAGGAAUUCCGCCUACAUUACCAAAGUGAUUGAAUCCCUUAAAAAGAAAACAAAAUUCUCCAAAAGGGAACUGGAUAAUCUUUGCAAACUUUACAAGAAGUUAGCUAUCAACACCGGCCAACAACAACAACAACAACAACAAGUUGGGCGUUCAAUAUCUACGGGGAAAAAAUCGCAAUCAAGGCCAGCUGUCGAAGGAAUUGAUAGAACUAUUUUUCGAGAACUACUUCAUAACACAUUCCAUGUGAUCACGGAGGAUACUUUGAUAGAACGUUUGUUCUGUUGUUGGGAUCGAGAGAUCGAGGGUGCCAUCAGAUUGGAGCCAUGGAUCAUGGGACUUGACGUAUUUGUGCGAGGCAGUUUACAUGAUAGAAUUUUUUUUUGUUUCCGUGUGUACGAUCUGAACAACGAUGGAUACAUCACAAAAGAUGAAAUCUUUCAAUUACUUAAAAAUUGUCUAAUAAAGCAACCUGGAGAAGAAGAUCCGGAUGAAGGAGUAAAAGAUUUAUCGGAACUGGCCUUAAAAAAGCUUGAUAUCGAUCACGAUGGCAAAAUUUCGUUUCGGGAUUACGAAACGGCAGUCAAAGCAGAACCAUUAAUGUUGGAAGGAUUUGGACAUUGUUUACCCACUGAAGAAAGCUGCGCAGCUUUUUUAAAGACUCUUCAAUCUUAAAAAUACACAUAGACUUACGUUUCUAUAGCUCCAUAAUACACAUUUUAUUUAAUGCAAAAUAUUUGUAACAAUGCAAUUUUAAUGCAAAAAUUUAAUGCAAAAUAUUUGAACAAUGUAAUUUUAACAUAAAAAUUGUUAUUUUACAUAGAUAUUAUCUAUUUCUUUUCUUCAUUUUCUUCCUAUUAUAACAUGUCACAUAAAGUGAUAUAUUUAUCGAUAAGUGCAAUUACAAUAGGCAGUAAGUCAGAUUGAAUACUUGUAUGUGUAAUCGAGCAGAGAACGUAUAAAUACAAUUGCUAUAAUAUUGAAACAGG
Molecule: messenger RNA, 3139 nt
Organism: Ooceraea biroi (clonal raider ant)
Lineage: Eukaryota; Metazoa; Arthropoda; Insecta; Hymenoptera; Formicidae
Molecular function (GO): calcium ion binding
Source: RefSeq, a predicted model, not a curated record